Messenger RNA from Laccaria bicolor S238N-H82, 622 nucleotides. RefSeq lists its product as uncharacterized. Bases 66 to 455 code for a protein of 129 amino acids. Lineage: Eukaryota; Fungi; Basidiomycota; Agaricomycetes; Agaricales; Hydnangiaceae. Gene Ontology annotation, cellular component: intracellular membrane-bounded organelle; endoplasmic reticulum membrane. The transcript has 6 exons. The record is from RefSeq and is a predicted model, not a curated record. Gene Ontology annotation, molecular function: heme binding.
CUUGGUCAUUCACCCUUCCACCCUCAUACACCUUCUCCCUUCCUCCCCCCUACUCUCGCUAUCCAAUGUCGACAAGAAUCAUUACCCUCGACGAGCUCCGUGAAAACAAGACUCGGGACAGCCUCUACAUCCUCAUUCACGGCAAAGUCUACAAUGUCACAAAGUUCAUGGAUGAGCAUCCCGGAGGAGACGAGGUUCUGUUAGCCGAGGGUGGCCAGGAUGCAACGGAAGCCUUUGAGGAUGUGGGCCACUCCGACGAAGCCCGCGAACUCCUCCCUGCCAUGCUCAUUGGUGAAUUCGAAAAGAGUAGCGAUAUUCCGCUCAAAUCCGGAGCAGCGGCUGCACAAGCGAGCCGGGUAUCAGGAGCCGUUGAACAGGGAUCCAACCUGAUGUACUUCAUCCCCCUAGCUCUGCUUGGCGCUUAUUUCGGAUGGCGGUUCUACUCUGGCGCUUAAACCGCUACUUAUCGAAUCGUUUAUCUAUACACCUCGCUGACGCUCUCUCCCCGUUUAACCUCGCAUUCCCUUAUUGCCACACGUGCUUAUUACAUGUGUACCCUUUGCAUUAUUUACUCCCUUUUAUUCUUGGUGGAUGUUUGGAAAUAGAGCUCAUUUUGGUGCAA